Molecule: messenger RNA, 1524 nt
Organism: Lasiosphaeria miniovina
Lineage: Eukaryota; Fungi; Ascomycota; Sordariomycetes; Sordariales; Lasiosphaeriaceae
Product: Indoleamine 2,3-dioxygenase
Exons: 2
Coding region: 1-1524 (507 amino acids)
Biological process (GO): 'de novo' NAD+ biosynthetic process from L-tryptophan
Cellular component (GO): cytoplasm
Molecular function (GO): metal ion binding; indoleamine 2,3-dioxygenase activity; heme binding
Source: RefSeq, a predicted model, not a curated record
AUGCCGCCGUUGCUUUCCAAAGAUGCUUUCAGCCCUAGCCGCUACCGGGCCCUCUUUGCAGAGUACGCCAUUUCCUCGAAUGGGUUCCUGCCAGAGAACGCUCCUCUCACCGAGCUAUCCGACCCCUACUACGGCCCCUGGGAGUCGCUGAUAGCCGAGCUUCCUGGGUCGAUAGAGAACAGGACGGUGCGCGAUAAAGUCGACAGGCUGCCGGUCCUGUCGGCUGACCACUUGUCAACCGUGGUAGAAUGGAGGCGGGCAUAUGUGAUCCUGGCCUUUAUCGCCCAUGGUUACAUAUGGGGCGGCGACAUGCCCAGCGAGGUAUUGCCGCCGUCCAUCACGGUCCCGCUCCUCCGGGCAUCGGGCCGCCUGGGCCUGCCUCCGGUGGCAACCUUUGCGUCCCUGAAUCUCUGGAACUUCCGGUCGAGCAAUCCCACGCUCGGGUUCGCAGACCUCGACUCGCUGCACGCCUUGCACACCAUCACCGGCACCGAGGACGAGUCCUGGUUCCUCAUGGUGUCGGUGGCCAUCGAGGCGCAGGGCGCCUACAUGAUCCCGGCCAUGCUCGACGCGCUCGACGCAGUCGAGGAAGGCGACUACGCGGCCGUGACGCACGCGCUGCGCGAGAUGGCGCGCUGCAUCGGCCGCAUCGCCGCGCUGCUCGAGCGCAUGGACGACCGCUGCCGCCCCGCCGUCUUCUACCACCGCGUGCGCCCGCUGCUGGCCGGUAGCUGGAACAUGGCCGACGCGGGGCUGCCGCGCGGCGUCUUCCUUGACGAGGGCCACGGCCACGGCGCCUGGCGCCAGCUGCGCGGCGGCAGCAACGGCCAGAGCUCGCUAAUCCAGUUCAUCGACCUGGUCCUCGGCGUCGAGCACACGUCGUGCGGGAACGACGCCGCAGCAGCAGCGAAGACAGAGCCACCCGCUGCUGUGCUGUCGCCGUCUCAGUCCGGCAACUGCCCGCGCGGCCGCGGCGAGGGCUUCCACGCCGAAGUCAGAGCGUACAUGCCCGACCCGCACCGGCGCUUCCUCGACCACGUCUCGCGCAUCCGCCCGGGCGGCAUCCGCCAGGCCAUGGCCGACUUGCGGGCCGCAGCCGCAGCCGCAGCCGCAGGCAGCAAAGUGGAAACCUGCCCGGCAGGCCCAAACCCAAUAGCCCCCGGCGAGCUGACGCAGCUGCAGGAGGCGUUCCAGGGGACCACGCGCGCCCUGGCCGCGCUCCGCAACAAGCACCUGCAGAUCGUCGCGCGGUACAUCAUCGUGCCCGCCCGCCAGCCGCCGCCGCCGGCUGCUUGUCCUAUGGGAACGGCUGGUGGUAAUGUUGGCAAGGGCGUAGUCAACCUCGCCACGGCCUCUUGGCGGAAAACGGCUGCUGCUGCUGCUGCUGCUGCGGAGGCAAAGGGUGGGAAGCGGUAUUCUGCGGAGCUGGAUUUGCUCAAGCUCACGGGCACGGGCGGCACGGCGCUGCUGCCGUUUUUGAAGCAGGCCCGCGACGAGACGUUUCGCGCGGGCGAGAUGGUGUGA